AUGAUUGGAGAAAAAGAACAAGAAGGCGACGAUAAAAGAAAAUCAACUACCACAUCAACUUCAACAACAACGUUACCAACAACAUCAACAACAACGUUACCAACAACAUCAACAUCAACGUCAGCAACAACGUUACCAACAACAUCAACGUCAACAUCAACAACAACGUUACCAACAACAUCAACAUCAACAACGUCAGCAGUCGCAUAUGCGAAUGGAAAUUACAGUUUCUGGCCAAUGGAAAACAAUGCCGUUGAUAUCAUAUCAGGUCUUAAUGGAGAAAGUAUCAACUCACCUACUUAUGUAACACCUAGCAUCACCGGUAGUGGAUACGCUUUGCAGCUCAUCCGUAACAGUAAACAGUACAUACAAAUACCAAUCUUCAAAAGCUUCGUUAAUACUAGUUUUACAGUGGAAAUGUGGAUUUAUCCGACGACUUUACUCAAUGGUAAUUACUAUUUUGGACUCUUUACUCAAUAUGAUGGGGCCACCAAAGACCACUCGUUACAGAUGAUGAUUCGAGGUUUACAGCUGACCUUAGACUUCUAUGGUGGUGGAGUUAACGGUGCAACUUCACUGACAACGAAGACUUGGUAUCACGUGGCCUUUGUCUACGAUUAUCCAUCAAAAACACAAAUUGUUUAUUUAAAUGGAUACCAAGAUGGUAGUCGUAGCCCAGCUGGGCCAUAUUUAGGCACAAGUGGUUCAAUAAAUAUUGGGAUGUACCAGGAUAGUAGUAGCUUUAACUACUUUGAUGGUUACAUCGAUCAAGUGUCGCUCACUAUGGCAGCUAAAAGUGCCAGCGACAUUCUUAACGAUGCUACUUUGGCUUCAUGGCACUCAUUCGAUCGUGAUAUUACUUAUGAUUCAGGUCCAAAUAAACUCCAAGGGAAGGCAUUUGACGUAACAUUAGCACCUGGUAAAGUGGAUCAAGGAUUAAACUUCAGCUUGAGUUCAUCUUAUUAUCAGGUAUGUCAUCGGCUUAGUUGA
Molecule: messenger RNA, 990 nt
Organism: Adineta steineri
Lineage: Eukaryota; Metazoa; Rotifera; Eurotatoria; Adinetida; Adinetidae
Source: the annotation of a GenBank genome assembly